Tilletiopsis washingtonensis is the source of this 11123-nucleotide messenger RNA. RefSeq lists its product as hypothetical. NCBI's taxonomy places the organism in Eukaryota, Fungi, Basidiomycota, Exobasidiomycetes, Entylomatales. The transcript has 7 exons. The coding region runs from base 90 to 11048 and encodes 3652 amino acids. The record is from RefSeq and is a predicted model, not a curated record.
CUCGUCCCGCACGCUUUCUCACUCGCGCGCUCUCAGCGCCACUACGGCGCACGGCCCCUGCUGCCAAGUUCGCGCUCUCCGCCGGCACCAUGGAGUGGCGGUCCGCGAGCGGCGCCGACGGCGCGGCGCCCGACGCGCUCGUGAGCGUCGUGCCGCCGGCGCCGUCGCGCGCCUCGUCGCUGCUCGUCACACUCGUGCUGUGUCUGCUGGCCGCGCUCGUGCUGCGCACCGUGCUGCCGCGCCUGCCACGCCUUCUCUUCCGUGGCCGCCUGCGCGUGCGGCGCGCGGGCCUGCGAGGCGUGCGCGGCAUCGAGUGGAGGCAGAACGGCUUUGUGCGCAAGCGCUCGGCCACGGGCACGGCGGUCGGCGCACGCGAGGACGACGGCCUCGUGGUGCGUGUGCAGCACGUCUAUCUCGUCUUCCACGGCUGGCGCCGGCGGUCAGGCGGCAGCAGCGCCAGCGAGACGGCGACCGCACGCACAGCAGAGCCGGCGCUCCCCGACGGCGACAACCCGCGCCCUGCAGUCGCCGCUCCGACCGCUUGGAUCACGAUUCGCAUUCAGGGCGUGGGUGUGCGACUCGCCAAAGCUGCCACCAGCGCAGAAGCGCACGCAGUACAGGCACGCGCGGCAGAGGCGCGCCGCCGAGAGAUGGAGGAGGAGGCCCAUCGCAGAGCCGAGGCUGCCGAGGCGCAUCUGCAGCGCCUCAUCGCUAGCACGCCGGAUGCCUCGGCGCUGGCGAGCAUGUCGGAAGAUGCCGAGGGCGACACAUCUCUAGAGUCGGUAGUUUCGCCGCCCAGUCCCUCGAGGGACACCGGCGACACGCGCCGCGCCCCUCCACCACGACCAGAGGACGCACAUGGCCUCCCUCUGCGUGGCGCACUUCUCUUCGCCUUCUUCCUGCGGUAUCGCGUCCUGCCGGUCGUGCGGAUACAGUCGCUUCGUCUCGCACGAGCGCUCGUGUACGUCGUCGUCUCUGCGCUGCCAGCGCUGACCUCGUUCGUCGAUGUCGAGCUGCAGCGUGCCGAGGUGUUCGUGCAGGACGCCGAGUCGGUCUUGCGCAUCGGCCGCAUGACCUUUCUGGUCAGCAUGGCCGUCGCAGACGAGCCAGAGACUGGCGAGACUGGCGCGACAGACGAAACGUCGCGGCGAUGCGCCAGCAGUGCCAGCUUUGCAGGCCGCGUCUCCGCCGCCUUCAAGGAGAUGCCAGGCCGCCUGGGCUCCGGCGCAGCUGGCGCUGCGACGUACAUCAAGGCCAACCUGCCGGCGGGCCGCGCCAGCCUGCAAGUACGCAUGGAGGGGUUGCAGCUCUUCGAGGCAAACCACGAAGCGCCGCAUGGCGAGCGGCCGAAGGCCCGCCUGCCCGAGUCGCGGCCAUCCUCUCCUUCGCCGCAGGCCUGGCGCGGUCCCUCGUCCCGCAUGGCGCGGCGGCCUACCUCUCCGCCCGAGACGCCGGUCCGCUCAGGGUCGACAAUGUCGCCGCUGCUGCGCAGUGCAUCAUCGGCCACGCCGUCCUCUCCGCAGCUGCAUGCUUCGCGCGCAGGCAUCGAUGCGGUGCCGGCUCAAUGGCUGCCUUUCAGCGCCACUCCUCCGCAGGAGCCGCCGACGCUCAAGCGUUCACACAGCGCGUCUGGCAUCGCUACCCUGUCGACGCAGCCGCUGAGUGGCUGGACGGAUCGCUGGGCAGACUGGGCGCUCGAGCCCUUCCCCAGCUCCAGCUACUCCUCCGACACGGGCUGGGCGAAGGGCGAAGCGCGUGGACCGGUGCCUGAGGGCGCGCGUCUGCUGGCGCUUCCCGACGUCAGCGUGUUCGAGCUCGGCAUUGCGCUCGAUCCCAACCUCGCCAUCGGCGCGCGCGAGACUGUGAGCUUGAGACUGCAGCUCGCCGCAGUGACUGUGGGCAUGGACGCCGUCGCCCGUACUCUCAGCGUGCUGGAGCAGCGCAAGUCGAUGCACCACGGCUUCGCGCCGACGAAGAAGGGCCUGGACGGCACGAGGUCACAGGUGUCGAAGCACUUCGCACAGCAGCGGCGUGAACCUGCGGCACGGAUGCUGUACGCGCUCAGCUCUGUCUCCAUCACCGUACCUAGCGCUCUCUUCCUGUCCGACAUUCAGACAGCUUCCCUGGCGGUGACGCAGCAGGUGCGCGAGGGCGACAAGACGCUGCCGCGCUCGCUGCAGUUCCGCGCGACGCUGCGGCACCUCAGCUUGUCGCUCCGCACGAGCGAUGCUGCCGACGCACGGCAUCGUCACUGGCUGGGCUCGUGUGGCGUCAAGGGUAGGCGGGCAGAGCCGACCAACAUGCCGUCAGUCUCGCGCAGCGCCAUCGGCGGCCUCAAAAAGGGCAUCCAGGACCGCUUCCGUUGGGCUGCGCUUCGGUCACGCGCGCGCUACGUCGAGCAUCGGCAGGCAUUCACGCUCGAGGCUGGCAUGGAGAGCUUGGAGGCUCUCGUCGGCACGGAAGGUCGCUCAGUCGAGCUGGCGUCCGAGCUGCUCCUGCUGCGUGAGGCGAAGCUCUCUGCUCGCUCCACCUGGACACCGUUCGGCUUGCUCCCAACUCAGUGCCCGGUCGACUCGCCACUGGCCGCGCAGUACUUUGUCGGUGACCCAAACGAGCAAGUUGCCGUCAUCGAAGCCUCGGUGCGGCAGGUGCAUGGCGAGACGAGCCUGCAGCACGCAGCAGCGCUGGGCACCACUCUGGCGGCCCUGCUUGCAGAGCGGAAAAGCGCGCGUGCCAAGGUCGGCCUGCAGGAUGAGCGUCCACCGAAGCCGCCAGGACCUGCGUUCCAGCCGCCGCGGCUCUUCUUGGGCGCUGCCGUUCACGACUGCUCCUACCACCUCAAUCUCGGACCGCAGAAGCGCGCCGGCACCGACGCCCUCUUGGGCGAAGUCAGCCUCAUUGCGAAUGCCCCGCGACUGUCGCUCACGCUGCAGACCGCGUACCAAGACGCAUACGUCGGGAGGACCGAGAAUGAGCGGCGACACGCCUGGAAGACCUACUCGAGGGCCGCGAAAGACAAGACAGACAGCCCGCCGACUCUCCGGCCGCCUCUCGCGCGCAUGCACUCGUCCAGCUCGACCGUCUCGGCCGCGUCCCACGAGGCAAUUCCGCCGCCCGCUCCGCCGAAGGAAGGCAUGACGAUGGACGAGGCCCUGGCUCAGAUGCGCGAGCUGCAGCAGCAGUCUCACGCAAGUGGCGAGAGAGGGCCGCCGCUGCACGCGCGUCCGAACUCCUCGGCGUCUGACCGACGUGCGGCUGCGUCGGCGAGGGACCGCCGCGGCAAGCACCCCACGCCACGAGCGAUCAGCGGGCCGCCUGAAGCCAAUCUGCGCUACACGUUCGACGCACGGGUGGCCUGUGAGCCCAUCGAGGCGUUCUUUGCCGUGACGGGCGAUGACAACUCGUCUCGGCGACGCAACGACACGCCGACGGCUGGCCGCCACCUGCCGCGCUUGGGCAUGACGCGCCAUCACUUGCUGCUCGUCAGCGCCAUCGAGUCGAAGAUCAACGGCCACGUGCCGGGGUUUCAGGACUGCAUGGACACGGUGGAGCUGGCUCCGAAAAGGGCCGCCGCAGACGUGGUCGUGUCUCUGCAGGAGCUCGACAUCGACAUGUGGCACCCUGCUGCUCUCGGCGCGACUCGAGGCCUCGUGCGGGUGCUGUCCGACGCGGCAGCCCUGGCUAGCCGGCUUCGCACCGCUGGCACAGCGCUGCAGUCGUCCGAUUCUGCCGCAUCGCCAGCGCCCGCCGUCAAGCCGCUGAUCGACAGGGUCCCGGCCACCGACUGCAGCCUGUACGCGUCCGUCGGCGCGAUCAUCAUGCACGUCGGCGGCAGCGAUGUCAACUGCGACCCGCACAUGUCGCGCGGCGUGGGCUUUGAGGCCAAGCGUGUGGUCUUUGAGGCGGUCUCGACGAAGUACGAUGCGCGGCGUGCGCCCGACAUCAGCGCUGGCUGGGGCUCGCGUACGGCGCUCGAGCUGCCGGAAGAGCUCAUGCUCAGUGCACAUGCCCUCGCUUCGCGGCACAGCAAGGCGGCGGCGGCAAAGCUCAGCCUCUUCGAGAUCGGCCUGUUCCCUAUCCUCGAUGCAGAGCAGGCGCUGCAGCAGCACAUGGACGGAGGCACCGGGCGGACGCGGCGCGGCAUGCACAGGGAGUCCUCGUCUGAGGCUACUGCGGCACUCAUGGCGUCGCCCUCGAUCUUCGCGCCGGCCGUGUGGGAGUUCCAGAAGACGCGGCCUCAGCAGACGAAGAAGAAGCCGACGCACACCAAGUUCCGGCAGCAAGACCGCUCCAACUUCAUCUUCUGGAUGCCCUUCUCGGCCACCAAGGCCUUCUUGCGACCGCCUGGCGCCGUGAGCGGCAAAGUCGGCAAGCGCGCUGAUGAGAUCACGGUCACGUCGGAGGGCACGCCGCUGCUCGCCCUGAAGAUCGAGCUACUGCACACGUACUGCAUCCUGAACGCGCUCGCUGCCCUCAAGGGCCUCGUGCCGCAGCGUCGCGAGCCGGCAGAGCGGGAACAUGAGGGCAAGGCGGCAGAGCCCUCCCCGCCGACAGCGUACCGGCCGUCCUUCAGCGUCGCCAUCGACGUGCAAGAGAUCCACAUGAGCAUCCGUCUGCCGAGCGAGGUCAACCUCUUUAUGCAGCUCAGGCGCCUCGACCUGCGCCUAGUCGACCGCGACAAUCUGUCGCUCGCUCUGGAGCAGGUCAUGGCCGCUGUCGAGACCCCGCAGCGGCCGUCCAAGGGCCUGUGGGAGGAGGCCGUCCGCUUCCGCGACUGGAAGUUUCAGGUGCACCUGCCCGACCGGCACACCGGACGCAAGCUCGAAGUGGCGGUGAACGGCGAUGGCCUGCGCAUGCGCAUCCCCUUCGGCUAUCCGGUGCAUCCGAUCAUCGACAAUGCUGCCGUGGCGUUCAAGACAACCAAGCAGCUGGUCGCGCAGUUCGUCAAGGGCUCCAAGGAGUCGGUCAUCUUUCCUGUGCCCGAGGACCCGAAGCAUCUGCCGAAGAUCUCCGUGAACGUGCGCAUCUUCGUCAUCGAGGCGCAGGACGACCCCAUCGAAGUGCGCCUGAACAGCAUCUGGCGCGCCGGCGGCGACGAGAACCAGGCUCGCAUGGAGCGCGACGUGGCCUUCGCCGACAAGGUCAACUCGAUGCGCGAGAGUGCCGAAGACGAUGCCGCCUCGUUUCUGUCCCACGCGGCCGGAAGCGUCCGGACGACCGCGACGGCGAGCACGAGCGGAGCUGCCAGCGGACCGGCGACAAGCAUGCAUAGCCCGUCGAGCGCCAGCUUGCCAGCUGAUCUGCCUCAGCGUACCAGCUCGGACUCGGAGCACGCCGAGCACGAUCCGGCUGCGGUCAACCAGCACUUCCAGCAGCGCACGAGCGCAGCCGUCAAGAAGGCACGCGAGCAGCUCGACGCCUUCAAUGCCUCGAGCUGGAUCCGCCGCUCGAAGAACGCGUACCUCGAGAUGAGCCGUCGUGAGGAAGCAGCGGCCCGGCGCAUCUACGGCCGCUACCCGACACAGCGCGUGUCCAGCGAGCUGCCGAUCAAGAUGAUCACCCCGGCGCGCGCUCCGCCGCUCUUCCGCUCGAGCAUGAGCAAGCUGGCCCUCGACAUUGGGCCUCCGUCCUUCGCGCAAGACAAGCUCCGCGACUUCAUCCAUGAGCAGGGCAACGGCGUGCCGCGCGACCUCGGCUACUCUUUGCUCGUGCCGAUGCACCUGCGCUGGCGCAUGGCCGAGUGGCGCAUCCAGCUGCGCGACUACCCCAUGCCGCUGCUCCACAUUCCGCCGAUGCAUCGCGACCAGCCAGACGACCUGCGCUCGUGGGAUCUGGAGGGCGACGUCGUGCUCGCCGAGCACUGCGGCGGCCGCGAGUCGAUUCGCCACGUGCCGGCUGUGGUGGUGCCGGCGGCGACGGGCCUGGCCGACGCCAAGGAGUACGGCAUCUCCGUGCCGAAGAUGGCCAUGCCGGUCAAGUUCUACGGCUCGCCGACCAUCAGGAUCAACACGUCGUACCCGACGCGCGCGACGUGGGGCCAGUCGAUGCAGCCGGCCAUCCACGACAUGACGCGCGUGCUCGACACGGUCACCAGCCCGCCGCACGAUCCGUCUGCUAAGCUCGGCUUCUGGGACAAGCUUCCGCUGGUGGUUCACGGCCGAUUUGGCAUUCAGUUCGUCGGCGACGGCGAGCUGCACCUCUACCUCAAAGGCAGCCGCGACCCGUACUCCAUCCUGGGCCACGGCUCCGGCUGGGUCAUGUGCUGGCGCGGCAACGUCGACGUGCGCCUCAACCAGCAGAACCCGGACCAGGAGGUGUUCCAGAUCCUGUCCCACCAGUUCCUGCUGGCCAUCCCAGACCUGCGCGACUACAUCGACCAGGCCGCCACGGGUGUCACGGACAAGCGGCAGGACCCGGACGAGUCCGACCGCCGGUCCGGCAACGCGACGCUGCUGUCCGCGGGCCAUCGCUACACCGAGGAGAUCGACUUCCGCAAGAUCGUGCUGCGGCUGACGAACGGCGUGCGCUGGGGCAUCGGCAUCAAGUGCGAGCGCACCUGUACCGACGAGACGUGCAAGCGCACGCCGCGCUGCUCCGGCCCGGCCUUCUACCGCGAGUGCCGCUUCUUCGACGCCAAGCCGCACUGGGAGGUGCACACGCGGACGAAAGAGUACCUGGACACGCUGCCCGAGAGCGAGAGGGGUGACUCGUUCGCUGGCUACCGCACCGACCACAUCCACUUCUCGCUUUCCAUCUUCUCCCGCCCAGACGGGCUGCAGGACUACACCGUCCGGCCGUCAAGCAGCUCGACGGCCGGCGACUCGUCGGCCAACAACUUCUACUUCACGCCGCUGGCGUGGGAGAACUUCUGGGCGUGGAUGCGCCUGUUCAACGGCGCCAUGAGUCUGCCCAUCCGCCAGGGCCCGCUGUUCCCCGAGGCGCAGGUGCAGUCGCCCAAGUUCGGCCGCCACCUCGCCACGCUCAAGUACCGCUUCGACCUUGCUCCGCUGUUCAUCUCGCACGUGUAUCCGCAGGACAUUCGCGCCGACUGGGCACCGGGACGCACCACGCUCAUCGGCGUCAAGGCGCGCGUCGGCACCUUCCACCUCGACAUGCACCAGCGCCAGCAGGAGAUGCUCAAGGACCGGCCCGAGUUCGGCGACAGCAAGAAGAAGGUGUUCCACAAGCCGUUCUACGAGGCCGAGAUGGACCUGGACAAGAUCGACCUGCGCACGCUCUGCGCGCAGUUCACGGAGCCAGACAAGCGCCUCUUCCCGUCGGAUGAGGACCCCGUCAGUGCGGCAGCUGAAGGCGAGAGGGACAUCUUCGCCGGCGACUGCACGCUCUCUGACCGCGACCUCGAGUGGCUCGACAUCCGCGACUUCAUCGAGGUCGACUGGAAGCCGCCGGAGUCCGGCGAGGAUCCGAAGGUCAAGCUGGCGCAGGCCAUGGUCUGCCCGCACUUCAACUACCAUCGCCGGCUCGAGUCGCAGCGCGAGCGCUCGCACCGCACAGCCAGCCAGGCCAGCCAGUCGAAGCAGAGCAGGCGCGCGACAGAGCAGCAGCAGGAGGAGAUCCUGCGGCUGGAGUUCACCAAGUUCGGGCGCGAAGACUCGCACACGUGCCUGGUGGGCCAAGGCCCGCACUCGUUCGACGUGCAACAGGCUCUGGGCGACGAGCGCAUCAGUCAGCUGCAUGCCGAGCUCGACAAGCUCUGCGGCGCCGAUCGCGACCAUGAGGCUGCUGCUAGCCUGCGGAAGAAGAUUCAGCUCAUCACCACCUACCUCUCUGCGCUGAAGCACGAGCACCGAGUGCCGGACAGUCGCGAGCCUCCGACGGCCUUUCCCGUGACAAAGGGUAGCGCGGGCCACGGCUCGGACAAGCUGGCCAUGCCACACAUGUACGCGGACUGGGAGUCGUUCAACAACCGCCAUCUUGUGCACAACCCGACGAUCUUCUUCAGCAACACAACGCGAGACGUGCUGCUCAAGUACUACCUCAGCUCGCGCCAGCGUCGCGGUGUGGUGCACCAUCUCACCGCUCGCGCCGUGCGCUACAUCCGCGAGCUGUCGGCGCGGCACGAAGGCGAGGAUCACGAGGACGAGAGCAAGAGCCACGCAGAUGAGGACGCAGAUGAAGCCUCAGAUGCGAAGCGCCACGGCAGCACCUCGAGCCGCGGAUCUCGCCGUCGGCGACAGCAGAGUCGCAAGCGGACACGCGACACUGACGGCGCCACACCUGUCGAGGAGAAGAAAGCCAUCGAUCUGCUGCAGGGACUGCUGACGCAGACGGCUAACCAAGUGAUGGUCGAGAGCCCCACCGAGGACGGUCCGGAUUCGUCACUUCUCGAUGAUGACAUCGACGCGAGCGAGGGCAUCUCGGAUCAAUUCGACGUGCGGCGGAGCACAAUCUGCGUGCUGAUCAAGCCGCAGAUCGUGCUCCGCAGCGAGAUGGACGAGCGCUCCACGAUCGUGCUCACGGCAACACGCACCCGCCUGCGCAACUUCUCCGUCAUCGACCCGCGGUCGGAGGAGGACUCGGUCAACGAGCGCGUGCUGCACCGCAACUACUUCACGCUCGACGGCCUCCAGGCCUUCCACCCGAGCGACAGCUGCACCUUCCUCGCCACGGCCAACGAGCGGUCCGGCUUUGUCUAUGUGCCGCUCGAGACGCUCGUCGACUUCAGAUACGAGACGAACGACUUCGAUCGCGUGGUGCCGCACACUGACGCGAGCGUGCGCUACGACAAGUUCAACAAGCUGCGUCUCAACGACUCGUCCCGUCCCGUCGCGGCAGACGAGACCGGCAGCAAUCCUGCCAUCGACCACCUCGUGCACCACAUGGACCUUGCCCGCCUGCGCUGCCCACGCUUCGGCGUCGUGGCUGAUGCGAGCCACUUCGCCGCCAUCUACAACGUGGUCACCGACCUGCUGCUCUAUCGCGAUCCCGCGUACCGCGAGCACUCGAAGCGACUCGAGACAAUGCUCUUCAGCCACGACUUCAGCGACACGUCGGGCCUGUCCGAGGUGGUCGCUGGCCUGCAGUACCGCAUCCGCCACGCGCGCGAGCUGCACGCGCAGUAUCUCAUGCACUUUGAGCACCUCAACGAGCACGGCCGACUCGAUCUGCUCGCGCUCAAGGCGGAGAUGCAGGACAUGCUCGACGAGCUCAACCUCAUCAUGGAGGCGAUUGCAACCUCCGAGGAGCACUCCUCCGGCUCAGACAAGGACAAGAAGUCGGCGCUGCGCGUCGAGGCCGUGGCCCAAGACAUCACCUGGAGCAUGAUGGGCGCCGACGAGGGCGAGCUGCUUGCGAAACUGUCGGUCAAGGGUGCCAGCUUCACCUGGCUGAACAAGACCGACAACUCGGCGGCCAACACGCUGUCGAUCGCCGACCUCUCGGCUGUCAACGUGCAUCCCGACGCCUUCUUCGCCGAGAUCUUGUCCAAGUACAAGAAGGGCGCCGCGGCAAACCACGCAAUGGCGCAGCGCGGGCGAUUCCUCGACGCAAUGUGGUCAGUCAUGGCACCCGUCGGUGGCAUCUCGAUCGUGGAUCAGUUCGACUUCAAGCUGCACCCGAUGCGCCUGCAGCUGGAGAGCAAGGUCGGCUCCCAGCUCAUGGAGUACAUCUUCGGCUCGAAGCGGGAACGUGAGCGUCGCAAUCAAAAGCAGAAGGCGGACGAAGACGAGUCUCGCUCGCCGGACGCGACCGACUCAGCCAAGACGGCAACGUCUGCGAAGAGCAAGCGGACCCGCGGCGGGCGUCUGACGCGGCUCUUCCGGUCCGGACACGGCAACGAGCGUAGCGAGGCCAGCGAAGAGGCUCGCGUCAGUCCGCCGACUGCGUCCGUCCGUGGCUCAACGGAACUGGUCGGAGACCGACCGCGACGUCCCAGCAGCACUCGCUCGGCGAGCUACACGAAUGGCAGCGGGCGUGACUCGUCACGCUCGCGCCCAGCGACGCCGCAAGGCGCCGGAUCUCGCCCAGACUCGGACGAGGAGUCUGAUCCCGACAGCCACAUGGCGAUCGUGAGCCGUAACGCAGCGGAGAUGCGGCAGCGCGCGGCGUCGAACCGCACGUUUGUGCUCGUCAAGAUCUCCGACACGAUCUUCAACCUCUCGUACAAGGGCGAGAAGGAGAAGAGCAUCACGAAUGUCUACGACCUUGUCUUCCACUCGCCGAACAUCGAGUACCGCAACCGCACGUGGGCGUACGUCGACCUGGCGAACCACUUCAAGCGCGACAUCAUCCGCGCCGCGUGGGGCCAGAAGACGAGCAUUCUGCGCGGCGUGCUCAAUCACCGGCCGCGGCGCACCUCGCUGCGCGCACAUCUGCCUGCGCGCAUCGCCUCGGGCGCCGGCCUCAGCGUGCGCGUGGAGCCGCCGACGCCGACGAGCAGCAUGCUACUCUCGCGCGACGACGAGCCGGACACGCCCGAGUCGCCGCAGUCGAUGCUGAGCGAUCUCGAGGAGGAUGGCUCGUCGGACGAAGAGGCCGAGCAGGAGCGCGAGGUGCCCGAGAGCGAUGCCGACGAGCCGCACUCGGGCAACACGACGGCCUCUCGCGCAUCCACUGCCAGUCCCGGCCGCUUCUCUCGCUUCAUCACGAAGCGCCUCCGGCCGCGCUCGGGCUCGGGCUCGAGUGGCGCCACGCACGAGACGGUGCGCAUGGAUCGCGACGACUCGCACUCGUCAGAUCCCGACGGCUCGUCUCCCGGCCUGCGCAGUCCCGGCGAGGAGGCGCGGCGCAUGCUGCGGCCCACCGACACGUUUGCGUUCAGCGAGCACGGCGCCUCCCUGCCGCCGCGUGGCAGCUCGCGCCAGUCAUCGCCGGCGCCCCGAGCGGGCAGCCUAGGCGACCGCCGCGCCAGCAGCCCACUCUCCUUUCUCAUGAGCCGACGACCAAGCAGCCCGCUGGGCCGCGAGGGCGACGGACCCGGCGACUCCGAGGACGCCGAUGGCUCCCUCGCUGCCGCGGCCGCCGAGCGCACGCGCGCCCUCUUCGGCCUCGGCCGCCGCUCCUCCUCGCCCGCGCCCACUCCGUCGUGACAGCGCCAUGCGGGCAUAUCUGCGGACUUCACACUCAUCUGUACUUGUAUCUGCAACGAACGUAUUGUUAAUCCG